AUGGCAUCAGUCGAAGAAGGUGAAAUUGUUGAAGAUUGUGUGACAAACUAUUUUUUUGUCGAUAGUAACCAAAACCCCUUAUCAUUUUCGUGUCUACCCCUUAAAUGGAAUGGCAAUGAGGAUGACGGGCACGAUGAGCGGAAAGUAGAAUCGACUAAACAUGCAUUUCUUCAAGGAAUAGAGGUAGAUGGGUGUCAACAAAUCCAUUGGAAGGUGACUGCAUGGAAGUUUGUUCUUACCUGCACCCUUCCUGAAAUUUAUGUACUUUUGGAUGCUGAGGGUGGAAGAUGGAUAAAGCUCCAAAGGCCACAGAAGAGUUAUGAAGAUAUUAUUAGAACUGUUCUGAUCUCGGUUCAUUGUCUCCAUUUCAUGAAAAAGAACUCAGAGGAAUCUAGCAUAGCCUUAUGGAAACACGUCAGGAAAACCUUCAGUGCGUAUGAGGUUCCACCUUCGAAGAAGGAUCUUUUGGACCACAUGCAAUGGAUCAAAGAAGCUGCUUUUAGGGAUAAAGAUAUUGCAAAAGCAAAGAAUUUACCAACCUUUCUUUCAGAAAUGUCAGGAAAGAGGAAAGAUUUUUCUGAGGAUAAUAGAAUAGAGAAGAGAGCAAAGUUUAUAGUUUAUGACGAAGAUGAAGACAGUGACGAUCACUAUGAUUCAUGUGAGGCAGACGGAGAUCAAUUAUUUGAUCGUGUUUGUGCAUUUUGUGAUGAUGGUGGUGACUUAUUGUGUUGUGAAGGAAGAUGCAUACGAUCUUUUCAUCCAACUAUAGAAUCUGGUGCUGGCUCUUCUUGUGAAUCUCUGGGUUAUAGCAGCGCACAAGUUCGUGCCAUACAGAUUUUUAUGUGCGAAAAUUGCCAAAAUCAAAAGCAUCAAUGCUUUGUUUGUGGUAGGCUGGGCAAUUCAGAUAAAUCUUCUGGUACUGAGGUUUUCCCUUGCAUCUCGGCGACAUGCGGGCAUUUCUAUCAUCCACAGUGUGUUUCAGAGCUGAUUUUCCCCAGAGAAAAGAAUAAAGCUCAAGAACUCCAGAAGCAAAUCCAAGCUGGGGAGGCAUUUACUUGCCCAGCCCAUGUAUGUUGCAUCUGCAGGCAAGGAGAAGUUAAAAAUGUUAUGGACAUGCAAUUUGCAGUCUGCAGACGCUGCCCAAAGGCAUACCACCGCAAAUGCUUACCAAGGAACAUUUCUUUCGAGCAGGAUGAUGAAAAAAAUAUCCCGCAGAGGGCCUGGGAAAAGCUUUUGAUCAAUCGAAUCUUGAUCUACUGCAUGGAUCAUAAGAUCUGUCGCAAUAUUCUAACACCAAAAAGAGACCAUUUACUAUUCCCUGAAGUUGAUGGAAACAAAGAUCAGUAUCCUUCUGUGUUACGACCAGACAAAUUACAUGUGAUGUCAGAAAGGAGGAGUAAGGUGUAUGGAAUUCUAACAGAUGAAGUACCAUUGAAAAAGCUGCCUAAAGGAAUAACUGAUGAUUUUAUCAGAAAUAAGGAGAAAAAACCUUUUGAAAAACUUGGUAAAAUAAACUCGAGUGCAAGUGUGAUACGCCCACUGAGUAUUUCUACGUAUGAAUGGCGGAAACCAAACAAUCCUUCCACAAUGGGGAGUUUCAAGUCCACAGUGAGAAGUGGUAAGCCACUGUCGCCAUCCAGCGUGGGAGGAGUUUCAGAAAAGGGUGCCAUUGCAAAUAUUCCAAGUAAAAAGGCUAGGACUAUGAGAACCCCAGAAAUGAGAAAGCGAAUACAGAUAUUAAUAAACAACUCCAUGUCUUCUUUUAAUGAGGAAGAGUUUCUUGCUGAACAGAGGAGGAAAUGUGUAAAUACUUCCACCCAACUUUCCAGAGCGGCCAACACAAUUACCCUAGGAAAGGUGGAAUGCUUGGUUCAGGCUAUCCAAGCAGCAAUGAAGAAAUUACAAGCAGGAGGCACAAUUGAGGAUGCAAAAGCUGUUUGUGAACCUGCCAUUCUUUCUCAAUCGAUCAAAUGGAAGAAAAAGCUACAGGUCUUUCUUGCUCCCUUUAUACAUGGCUUGCGCUAUACAUCAUUUGGUCGGCACUUCACAAAAGUUGAGAAGCUGAAGCAGGUUGUCAGUAGGCUUCGUUGGUACGUGCAAGAUGGAGACACGAUUGUUGAUUUCUGUUGUGGAUCAAACGAUUUCAGCUGCUUAAUGAAGGAAGAACUUGAAAGAAUGGGAAGAAAGUGCUCUUUCAAAAAUUACGACCUCAUACAACCAAAGAAUGACUUCAACUUUGAGAAAAGAGACUGGAUGAGCGUUGGGUUGGAAGAAUUACCUGAAGGAUCUAAUCUGAUUAUGGGGCUAAACCCUCCUUUUGGUGUUCACGCAUCUCUUGCGAAUCAAUUUAUUGAGAAGGCUUUGAGCUUUAUGCCAAAGCUUCUUAUUCUCAUAGUUCCCAGAGAAACUGAAAGAUUGGAUAUGAAAGAGAUUCCAUAUGACCUAGUAUGGGAGGAUGAUCAGAUUUUCUCUGGCAAGUCGUUUUACCUUCCUGGGUCAGUAGACGUGCAUGACCAACGAAUGGAUCAGUGGAAUUUGGAGCCACCGCCUUUAUCAUUGUGGAGUCGACCUGACUGGACCAUCAAGCAUAACUCAGUAGCUUUGGAACACGGUCACUUGCUACAGAAUCAAGGCAUGAGACAUGAUUUCCCCACCUUUGCGGAUAGCUAUGGUGAUAUCAACAGCAUUCUAGAAGAAUCAAUUCCAGAAGCAGAUAUCUGA
Messenger RNA from Striga hermonthica, 2721 nucleotides. Lineage: Eukaryota; Viridiplantae; Streptophyta; Magnoliopsida; Lamiales; Orobanchaceae. The record is from the annotation of a GenBank genome assembly.